UUCCAUUUUUGUGACGUUUAAAUGUCAAACAAAUUAAAACUAUCAAAAUAAACCGCCAUGCAGUAUAAAAAUCUUUGCAUUGUAUUUUUUUAGCGAUACGAAAACAAAAACACUAUCAGUGUUCUGUUCAAGUGGCUUGUUUUACUUAUAUUUAGUUAAAGCAGAAGUAUUUCUGUGAAUGGCAGCUGUUUAAUAAUUAUAAUUAUUGCCAAAGACAUUGAUUCUAUCAUGGCCGAGGAAUGUUCGCAAGCUACACAAACACAAACCCAGAAUUCCCAAGUAGAGUGGAGUCAACACAAUACUCCAACAAUAAUUCCGAAUAUAUGGGGCAGGAUUUAUUCUACAAAAGGAAGACAUUGUUGGAAGGAGGUUACAAGCUCUGAAAGUCCUGGAUACUAUGACCUUAUCAAGCCGGAAUUCACCCUGGGACGAGCCCUUAAUUGUUCUUUUGUUAUGAAAAAGGACAUAAUAAAGGACGAUAUAAUAAAGAAUGUGAGCAAAUUGCACUUUGUGCUCAAAAGGGAUACCUCGGAGCCGCUGAGUCCAGCCAUUAUUACGGACCUCUCCUACAAUGGCACAUAUGUAAAUAAUGUAAAGAUUGGCAAAGGAAACAGCAGGGUUUUGGAUGACAAUGAUGAAAUUGCAAUCACACAUCCAGUAGUUAAAAUCUUUGUUUUUAAAGAUUUACUCAAAAAUGAACAAGACAAGGUACCUAAAGAGAUAUCUCAAAAGUACUAUAUCUCUAGAACACUGGGCCAAGGAGCUUGUGGUUUGGUUAAAUUAGUUGUAGACAAAACUAAAUGUGUGCAAUAUGCCAUGAAAAUAAUCAAGAAGAGCAGACUGACCAAUGGGCAUAUGAAUAAUUUGAAUGAUCCAGCAAAAAUUAUGAAUGAAAUAAACAUUAUGAAGGCUCUCAGACAUCCAUGUAUAAUAUCGACGGAAGAGGUGUAUGACUCACCAGACACAGUAUACAUCAUACUGGAGCUGAUGCAGGGAGGGGAGCUGUUUGAGAGGAUCACGAAGCACGGCCACCUGACGGAGCGGCUCACGAGGUUCAUGCUGAGGCAGAUGGUGCUCGCUGUCAGAUACUUGCACUCUAAAGGAAUCACUCAUCGAGAUCUCAAACCAGAAAACGUCCUACUAGAGGGCAAAGAAGAGGAAACCCUAGUAAAGAUCACAGACUUUGGUCUCAGCAAGUUUGUGGGUGAAGACAGCUUCAUGAAGACAAUGUGUGGCACCCCGCUGUACCUGGCUCCCGAAGUGCUGAGAGCUAACGGGACUCGCUGCUACGGGCCGGAGGUCGACGUGUGGAGCCUGGGGGUCAUAUUCUUUAUAUGCCUAGUGGGCUACCUCCCCUUCUCGGCGGACUACAAGGAGCUGUCCCUGCGCGACCAGAUCCUGUCGGGGCGGUUCCGCUUCUCGCAGGCGCACUGGCGCGGCGUUUCGCCGGCGGCCCGCCAGCUCAUGAAGCGCAUGCUGACCGUGCAGGCGGCGCGGCGGAUCACGCUCGACCAGAUACUGCAGCACCCGUGGAUGCAGGACGCCGAAGUGACAGCGCGAGUAGAAGAGCUCCUCUGCCGCAACAUACAGAGCAGAAACGUGAUGGAGCUGACCAUCUCGUCCACCACGUUCACCUCAUCCGAAGAGGACACGAGCAGCAACACCGACAACACCACCGUCAUCGCCGUGAUGGCCAAGGGCAAGCGUGCGCUCAGUGACAGCUACAGCUCGUGUGAACCCAUCCCGAAGAAGCUGCGAGUGGACAUGUUCCCCAUGGUGGUCUGUGAACCUGAUGGUGAGGACACGAGCUCCGGACACAGCGCGGCCUACUCUGUGGAGUAAGUCGCUUUUGUUUUUUUCUCAGUGCGCGCUCAGUGACAGCUACAGCUCGUGUGAACCAAUCCCGAAGAAGCUAUGAGUGGACAUGUUCCCCAUGGUGGUCUGUGAACCUGAUGGUGAGGACACGAGCUCCGGACACAGCGCGGCCUACUCUGUGGAGUAAGUCGCUUUUGUUUUUUUUCUCAGUGAUUUUGUUUUGUUUAUGGACGUCUAUGGCUAGAGGGACAGGUUUUUGCGACGAAAAUAGACUUGUUUUUCAUAUAAAGCAGCAAAUGUGCGAGCAUAAGUGUAAUGAGUAUCGAUGUUGAUCGAUGUAAGUAUGGCCGGUUCCUAUCUAACUGUUACCUCGAAAUUCUACCUCGUGUACUUAUUUAGUUUGUAAGUUGUUGAAUUAUUACUUAUUUUGGCUCUCUAAGUUGACUACCCGAUUUGGUAUGGAGAUGUAAAUUGUUAGUGGACGACAUGAGAUUGCAGUAUACGAUGGCACCGUAAUGCAACGUAAGAAAUAUAUAUUUAUUUGGACCCGUUGUAGGAUGGCUACUGCAAUGCCAUGUUGUCUGCUACCAUUUUGCAUCUUUAGGCGUUACUUAGCUUGUAACGCUUACUUAAAUCCAUUAUUUAAGUACCUACAUUCUCUACUAUCCGUGAUUCAGAGUAAAAUAUUCCCCAAUUAUUAGUAGUUAAUAUUUUAGUACAUGUUUUCCCCAAUUUUAAAUACUUACCCGUAACUAUAUUUUAAUGAUUCUGAUUUUAGUAUUACAUAUCUCAGUAUUGUAUAAGUAUGAUUAUUAAUUCUCAUGUGAUUUUAUUAUUAAGCUUUUACGAUUUGUUGAUUUAUUUGUUGUGUUUUGUAAUUUCAAUUUGACUACUGUAGAUUUUAACAUUGCAUUUUUGUAAUAAAUGUAAGUUAUAAGUACAAUGUUGAGCCACCUCAACUAAGAACCUCGUUCCAUAAUCGGAAUGGUAAAUGUUUAAAUCUGAUUUUUAUUAUCCGCCUGUUAUUAUAAUUCAAAUGUGCCAUUAUAUUAUAUCAUGUUUGGUAUAGUGCAUAGGGCUCCUAAAGCAUUUAUCGUUAAUAAAUGAGAGAACAUAAAAAGGUAUUUCAUUUCAAAAGAAAACAAGUAGUAUGAAAAAUAAUUUAUAAUUAAUAUCCCUUCAUAUUUACAAAUGUAAUUUUGUAACGUAACCUAAACAAACAUUAAAUUAUUUCAGUCUUGAUAACUUCAAAACAGCUAGUUUUAUACAUUUAUAAACACACUGCAAGCUUCUUGAUAACAUUAUUUAAUCAUUUAUAGAGUUUAUUUGUGUACUUUGUCGGCAAGAUGAUACACAUAAUUUUCGUACUCACAAAAUCAAAGUUUACUGUUAAAUCAUCAAUAAAUAGAACAAAUAAUAAAUAGUUAAUUUGCAUAUUAAAACGAGUGCCGUACAACAGAUUUAGAAACCGACAUAAAUCCAUGCAUUGACUGAUUCAUAGUUUAGAGUAACCUUAUUUCGUUGUAAACACUCCUGUAAAACUAGCGGAAAAUUAUGAUAAUGAGGCACGUUAUCUUGUUCAUUGUAUGUAAGUUCUUUAUUUGAUACCUAAGAUCUUACUAUCCAUUACAAUUUACCAUACAUCUCACACGAUCGCUAUAAUACAUACUAACAUUAUUGUACCUACAUACCCAUACAUGUAUACAUACUAACGAAUCAGUCUUCUCCGAGAGUCUCAAUCAAAUUAUUUCCAUACAAAUUGACUGGGACGCGUAGUAAGUAGGUGUAACACACGAUACUCGACUCGUUCACACACUGGUUUACAUGGUAAACCGGAUCGAGACAAUAGUUCAUGGUAAUCAUUAUUAUUCACAUCACUCUUCCGGACUACUGGUGCUGUGUUCUUGCGCGUUACUGUGGGAAGGCUCCGCAUUCUGAGUUUCAGCUUCU
This is a messenger RNA of Plutella xylostella (diamondback moth), 3765 nucleotides long. It is a transcript of the gene Chk2, whose product is annotated as cell cycle checkpoint kinase 2. NCBI's taxonomy places the organism in Eukaryota, Metazoa, Arthropoda, Insecta, Lepidoptera, Plutellidae. The record is from RefSeq and is a predicted model, not a curated record. Gene Ontology annotation, molecular function: protein kinase activity; protein binding; ATP binding. Gene Ontology annotation, biological process: protein phosphorylation.